Molecule: messenger RNA, 2008 nt
Organism: Uranotaenia lowii
Lineage: Eukaryota; Metazoa; Arthropoda; Insecta; Diptera; Culicidae
Exons: 2
Coding region: 54-1574 (506 amino acids)
Biological process (GO): DNA integration
Molecular function (GO): nucleic acid binding
Source: RefSeq, a predicted model, not a curated record
AAUUACGGUCGGUAAACGUUCAUCGUCAGUCUGACGAUGAUUUUGUAGUCAACAUGGAAAGUUUCUCGCGGUGGGAUGGGCUACUCAACCGAGUUGCUUAUAUGUAUCAUUUCGUGCACCGCUUCAAGCGCUUCAAACGGGAACCGGUGGAAUCUAGUGAAUCCUGUGGUGAUCUGAAUCGUGAUGAUUAUGUGUCGGCGGAAGCAGCCAUUUGGCGGGCUGUGCAGCGACAGGUGUUUGCGGAAGAAAUUCAAGCGCUUAGAAGCAGUUCUGAGCUUUCAUCGAAGCAGUGGAAGCGUAUCGGCAAGGGAAGUGUCCUAGCGAAGCUAUCACCGGUGAUCGAUGAGUCCGGUGUUCUCCGGAUGGCGAGCAGAAUCGACCCUCAAGCGGCUUAUUAUUCGUUCGACUUUCGAAAUCCUGUGAUAAUACCAAGAGAUCAUCAUGUCACCACUCUUUUGAUCCUGCGAUUUCACCAAAAGUACGGCCAUGCCAAUACCGAGACUGUACUGAACGAGCUCAAGCAACGUUACUACAUCCCCCGGAUGAGAGCCAGUGUGAAGAAGGCGAUUAAAAGCUGCAUGUGGUGUCGUGUUUAUCUGGCUAGACCACAGGCUCCAAAAAUGGCCCCACUCCCCCAGCCCAGGGUUAAACCCUAUGUACGACCGUUCACCUUCACAGGGCUGGACUACUUCGGACCACUGCUGGUCAAACGAGGACGUAGCGACGAAAAAAGGUGGGUCGCGCUUUUCACCUGCCUCUCGGUGAGGGCGUUGCACCUAGAAGUGGUGCAUUCUUUAUCGGCAGAAUCCUGCAGGAUGGCAAUUCGGCGGUUUGUCGCUAAGCAUGGUCCUCCUCAAGAGAUAUUCAGCGACAAUGGGACGAACUUCCGCGGGGCAGCCCGAGAGUUGGAAGAAGAAACUAAUGCAAUCAAUAAGGAGUUAGCGAGCUACUUUACCAACAGCCAUACACAAUGGCACUUCAACCCCCCUUCUGCCCCCCAUAUGGGCGGGGUUUGGGAGAGGAAAGUCCGGUCCGUGAAGGAGGCGUUCAAGACUCUCUCGCACCAUCAAAGGCUAGACGAUGAAGGACUGCGAACAUUGCUCUCGGGAGCAGAAUUGAUAGUCAACUCCCAUCCGCUGACGUUCGUGCCGCUGGAGGAUCCCAACGAAGAAGUGCUGACUCCAAAUCAUUUCCUUUGGCUAAGUUCCGGCGAGGACAGCAAACCACCAAGGGUACCAAUCGACGAUGUUACACCUCUUCGACCAAACUGGAAGGUUAUUCAACACUUAACAAACCAGUUUUGGAAGCGCUGGGUGCAAGCUUACCUACCUACUAUAGCCUGCAGGACGAAAUGGUUCGCGGAAACGCGGCCGCUGAAGGUCGGCGAUCUAGUGGUCAUCGUAGACGAGUCCGUGCGCAACGGAUGGCUCCGAGGUAAGGUGGUGAGGACUUAUCCAGGACGAGACGGACAAGUUCACAAGGUCGACGUGGAGACUUGCGACGGAUCUACUCUUCAAAGACCAGCGGUAAAGGUUGCUCUGUUGGACGUGCAGGAGGAGAGUAAAGUCGAUUGACUACGACGUUACGGGUUGGGGUGUUAGUAGAACUGGCAACCUUGGUACGGGAUCGGACAAACGUCAACGCGUUGGCGCCGAAAAAGAAUUGUCAUUGUUAGAAAAUUGAUCGAAACUGCGACACGUUUUUUCUUGACCUGGCAGUUAGUUAGUUUGUAGUGAAUUGUUUUUAGCGAAAACAUAGGUGGAAGCUAUUUGGCCAGUUGCGCGUGAUUUUUGUGCUCGCGGUUUAGUGAGUCGGAAGAGGUUAGGUGAUAGAAAUUCCUUACUGCGCAAUUUGCCACUAAAAUAUUGUAUUUCCUUUGAUAGUUUGAGUGACCGUUCGGUUGUUCCGGUUAGGUGUACCGGGUUGAGCUCAAUUAGAGCGGUAGGAAAGAAAAAGCGUAAGUACGCAAGUGUACUUUUUAUUUACCCGAAGAUAAAUAUGAUUUUCG